Molecule: messenger RNA, 2232 nt
Organism: Octopus bimaculoides (California two-spot octopus)
Lineage: Eukaryota; Metazoa; Mollusca; Cephalopoda; Octopoda; Octopodidae
Product: ubiquilin-1
Biological process (GO): ubiquitin-dependent protein catabolic process
Cellular component (GO): cytosol
Molecular function (GO): polyubiquitin modification-dependent protein binding
Source: RefSeq, a predicted model, not a curated record
AGAGGGGGAGGACAUUUUUUUUUUUAUUCCCAUGACUCUGUGUUCAGCCGUACAGGUGUGCAUCCAUCAUGGCGGAAAGCGGUGAAGAAACGGAAAGGAAAAUUACUAUUACAGUUAAAACAAGUAAAGAAAAGCAAGAGAUUAAAAUUGAGGCUGAUGUGUCGGUCAAAGAGUUCAAAGAACUUGUAUCAAAGAAAUUCAAUGCUCCUGAAGAACAGCUCUGCCUCAUUUUUGCUGGAAAAAUCUUAAAGGAUGCUGACACAUUAAGCCAGCAUGGAAUACAUGAUGGUUUAACUGUUCAUCUAGUUAUCAAAUCCGCUAAUAGAGCUACUGCUGGUAACACUGGAGGAACCAAUAGCAGUAACACUUGUCCAGCAGGAGCAGGAGGUACCAGUACAAGGCCAAGCAACAAUACAAGCAGUGCUAGUGCUAAUAUCGGAGCCACUCCUUUUGGAUUAGGAGGCUUAGGAGGUUUGGCUGGUCUUGGCAAUUUAGGAAUGGGGUCUGCAAAUUUUAUGGAAAUGCAACAGAGAAUGCAAAGAGAGUUAAUGCAGAAUCCCGAGAUGUUUCGUUCCAUGAUGGAAAACCCAUUUGUUCAACAGAUGAUGUCUAACCCUGACAUUAUGCGGCGCUUAAUCACCAGUAAUCCUCAAAUGAGAGAGCUUAUGGAAAGAAAUCCUGAAAUAACACACAUGUUGAAUAACCCUGAAUUGAUGAGACAGACAUUAGAGCUUGCAAGGAACCCAGCCAUGUUGCAAGAGCUUAUGAGAACUCAAGAUCGAGCUAUGAGUAAUUUGGAAAGUAUUCCAGGAGGUUUUAAUGCUCUGCAGCGAAUGUACCGUGAUAUCCAAGAGCCUAUGAUGAAUGCUGCACAGGAAGGGUUUGGCUCUAACCCAUUUGUCUCUUUGGUAUCUAACUCUAGUGGAGGGAGCAACCAAAACAACGAGCAGGUUGGGAGGGAAAAUAACGACCCCUUGCCAAAUCCUUGGACCCCUAAACCAGCAGGUGGUAGUGGGUCUACUACUGGAGGAGGGAGUGGUCCUACUCAAACUGACAGCACUAGUGGGGACUCAUCAACACCCUUGGCUGGUGGACCUUUUGGUAUGUUUAAUACGCCUGGUAUGCAGAGUUUGCUAACACAAAUGACACAGAAUCCACAACUGAUCCAGAAUAUGUUGCAAGCUCCAUACAUUCAAACUAUGAUGCAAACCAUGUCCAGUAAUCCUGAUAUGGCUCAGCAGAUUUUAGGUAAUAAUCCAUUAUUUGCUGCCAACCCCCAAUUUCAAGAUAUAUUUAACCAGUAUCUUCCUACCAUGAUGAAUCAGUUGCAGAACCCACAGAUGCAAACCCUCAUAAGUAACCCACGGGCUUUAGAAGCUAUAAUGCAGAUCCAGCAGUCCUUGCAACAGUUACAGAAUGAAGCUCCUGGACUUUUUCCAGGUUUAACUGGUCUUUCAAUUCCUACUACCAGUAAUACAAGCACUGGUAGUACUGAUUCUACUACAACCACAGCCUCCUCCACCGCCUCCACUACCACCACCACUACUUCUACAGAAGCCACCAACACAUCCGCUACUGCUGGCUCUGCGGUGAAUUCAUCUGACAAGCCGGCUACGACUGCUGGUGAGAACACCUCCUCCUCUCCCGCCACCACAACUUCUACCACAUCAUCUACUACUCCUAAUGUAACUGGUGGCACCAAUACCACAGCCAGCGGGGACUCUAACCCUCUCGGUGGUAAUACCAGUGCUGAUGCAUUCAGUAAUUUGAUGGCCCAAAUGGUACAGAUGAUGGCCAGUGGUCAAAUGGGAAGUAAUCCAAUGACUAGUGGUUUACUCGGCACAGGACAAAUGGUUCAACCUCCUGAUCAGCGCUUUGGACCUCAAUUGGAACAGCUUGCAGCAAUGGGAUUUGUGGAUCGAGAAGCUAAUAUUAGAGCUUUGACUGCUACCCUGGGUGAUGUGAAUGCUGCCAUUGACAGGCUUUUACAACAGAGAUGAAGAGCAACAACAUAAACUUCACCACCACUGCCACCACUACCACCGUCUCUCCAUCUUUUGUUGUUGGUUAAUUUAACUUUUCCAAAUUCCAGAAAAUUUUAAAUUAAAAAAAAAAAAAGGACUACUAAUUAAAAGAAACUCAAUUCAUCCGCAACUACUACUACUACUACUCCUACUAUUAUUAAUAAUACUCUUACUUCUACUACUUCUACAGCAAAAACAAAGAAGGGUU